UAAAGCCCCAACUCCUGGAGUCACUCCAUUUUGCCAAAGACCUCGCUGUUGUGGCAAUGAGGGAGCAGAGGAGCACAGAACAGAGAAAGCUCAAAGCCAGUCCCUUGUCACCAAGGAGAAGGGAUCAGCACUUGGGAAGGAAACAAAACACCCACUGCCCAGGAGGGUGAUUUCCUCUCCCCGAGCAGCACUACAGCCCUGGGACCCCGGGGGGGCUCUGGACACCAGCACAGCGUCACCACCCCCUGUGGCAGGGAGCAAGUGGCACCAGGCUUAUGGCAGAAUGUGGGGGGCACCGGGCACGGGGGUGCGGAGCAUCCGUCCCUACCAGUCCAGCGAGCAGUACCUGUACGCCAUGAAGGAGGACCUGGCAGAGUGGCUGAAGGAGCUCUAUGACCUUGACAUCGAGGUGGGCACCUUCUUGGAGGUGCUGGAGACGGGGGCUGUGCUUUGCUCCCACGCCAACCACGUCACCCAGGUGGCCGGGGAGUUUGCCCGUGCCUGCCCCGACGUGGCCCGGCACCUCCACCUGCCCACCGCCGGUGUCACCUGCAACCUCACAGCACAGCCAGGCACCUUCCAGGCCAGGGACAACGUCUCCAACUUCAUCCAGUGGUGCAGGAAGGAAAUGGGUAUCAAAGACGUCCUGAUGUUCGAGACAGAGGACCUGGUGCUGAGGAAGAACGAGAAGAACUUCGUGCUGUGCCUGCUGGAGCUGGCACGCCACGCUUCCCGCCUCGGAAUGCGCGCCCCGACCCUGGUGCAGAUGGAGGAGGAGAUCGAGGAGGAGCUUCGGCAGGAGCUGGACCUGCCUCCCAUGGACACCGCCCUGCCCCGGGGCCCCAGGAAACCACGGGACCUCAACAACCUCGACCAGAUGGUCCAGCACCUGGUGAGCCGCUGUACCUGCCCUGUCCAGUUCCCCAUGAUCAAGCUCUCCGAAGGGAAAUACCGUGUGGGGGACUCUGACACCCUCAUCUUUGUGCGGAUCCUGCGGGAACACGUCAUGGUGCGGGUCGGGGGCGGCUGGGACACGCUGGAGCAUUACCUGGACAAGCACGACCCGUGUCGCUGCAGCUCGCUCUCUCACAAACAAGCCUGGAAAGCCCGGAGCCCGCAGCAGCAAGUGCAGCACGAGGUGCGGCUGUGCCCGACCCCGAGGGCGGCCGCCCGCAGCCCCCAGCCCGCGCUGCUGGUCAGCCGCUCCCAGAGCCCCCUGCCCCCUGUCCCUUGGGGGUCCCGUGUCCCCCCUGGCCCCGGCUCCCCUGCCACCCCCUCGCCGGAGGGCUCGGGUCGCCGGCCGGGUGCCAGCCCCCACCGAGAGCAGCCCCGGAGGGUCCCUUCGGGCAGGAUGCGGGAGCCACCCGCUGUCCCUCUGGGGAAGCAGCCGCCACCAUCCCGGUCCCCGGCUCGGUCCGGCUCCCCCGGGCACGGGGCGAGGGGCCGGGCACCCACCCCUUCCCGGCUGAGCUUCCCGAACUGCUCGGGGGUCCCCGGGGCACCGCAAGGGACCAGCCCAGGGAAAGCCACCCCUGCGGCACCGGCACGGGGCAGGUCCGCAGCACCCAGCCCACGGACGGUCCCAGCACCUCCGAGAAGCAGCCAGCAAGGAGGAAAACCGUCUGUGGUGGCUGCCAGGCCACAGGGAACGGAGGCACCCACCACAGUGACACCCCGAGCCCCCAGUCCCUUAAAGGUCCGUGCCUCCAGUCCCCGAAAGGUCCUCUCCCCCUCCUCGCACCGGGAUGUCCCGGGGGACUCACAGAGCCUGAAGAGCCCACGGGAAGGGAGGCAGGGAGCUCUUGGCCGGGGCCGACAGCCCUCACCCCGGAAUUCCUCCAGCCGACCCCCGAAACUGGACAGCGGCGUUAAACCCCCCAGGAAAGGCAGCCCGGCCGCCUCCCGGCCCCUCACCCCUCCGGGCCGCUCUGCAGAGGGGUGCAAGCUCUGGGAGGGUCCCCAGGGGACACGGCAGUGCCAGCCAGCCCCGAGCCCAAGGGCUGCGGCUGCCGAGGGACCUCGGGUGCCAGAGGAUGAAGCCGGGGGAGGCUGCGGCCCUGGCGAUGGGGCUGGGGGGCUCCGGGGGUGCUGUGGGAACUCGCAGCCCCCCGGCUAUGACAGGGUGGUGGAGGAGCUCUCCCGGGGGCCGCAGCCCCUGCGCCCUGUGGGGAUGUGGAGCCAGGUCCCCAAAACCCCCGCAAGAGCUGUCCCGCAGCUCCUGGGCCCGGGGGAGGAGGAGCGGCCGGGACUGGGGGUCCAGACCCCGCGGGGACCCAGGGCCAACAACGCCGCCAAGCCCCGGCGGUGCCUGAAGAAGCCCGAGCGUGUCCCCUCCAUCUACAAGCUGAAGCUGCGGCCCAAGGUGCGUCCCCGGCGGGACCACAGGCCGGGCAAGCGCCCCUCGCGCAUCCCCACCCCGCUGGGGCAUCGCCCCCCUGCCCCCCGCACCCAGCACCGCCCCCCGGGGACCCCCCGAGCCCCCCAGUCCCGCAGCACCCGCCCCACGGCCGAGCCGCCCCUGGCUGACAGCGGCACCUGGCUGACCGAGGAUGAUGAGGAGUCCUGGGUCUGAGCCCACCCCGAGAGUCGGACAGACGGACGGACCCCUCCCUCUAAAGGUGGGAGCGAUGCUGAAGCUGAAACUGGAGCUGCGGUGCCCGAGGAUUCCAAGCGAGGGGCCCCACCUCACUCCGAGGGCUGCGCCCCCUCCUUCCCCAUGAAUUUUUUCUGUACUGGUAAUCCUGCUAAGCAGGCGUUUUGUACUGGUUUGGGUGGAAAAAUCCAGCCCCAAAUUGAGAGAAUGGGAUGCUUGCUGCAGGAGGAAGGGUUGAGCCCCCCCUGAAGUGUGGACAACCCACCCUUGACAUCUGUAAAAAUGUCAAUGUUCCUCGAUAUUCCACAUCAGCACCACGGGACAGUGAGCCUCGUGUGUGACAGCUCCAGGGUGCUUGGGUCACUCAGGUCAGGGGGUCACAGGAGGGGUCCCUGGCUGACCCCCGUGGUCCCUUCUGGGGUGAUGGAUGUCACCGAGGGUCACAGCAGACACUGCUGCACCCCGAGCCCGCAGCCACGGACCCAGCAAUGCUGGUUGUGCAAUAGAGAUGUACCAAAACUCUUCUGUUUCCACAUCUUUUCUGUGUGGGUGGGGAGGGAGAGAGGAUAAUCCUGAGAUUAUCCCAUCCCCGUCCCUCUGAGAACCCCACAAGGCCCAGGAGAGCCCCAUUUUCCACGAGAGGAUGAAGUCAGCCCCACUUCCCUGCAGAGGAGCAGCAAAUGUGAGCGCUGGGACUCUGGGAAUUCAAAACCUGCCGGCAAAAACACUCCUGAGGCUGGUGUGGAACAAGGGGGACAGACCUGAUUUUUAAUUCAAUUUCAAAGAAGGAGGUGCAGGGCGUCACAGGCGGUGUAGACACCUCGGGAAUCUCUGACAAGGAGUCCAGGGGGGAAAGGAAAGCCAAGUCCAGGCAACUGGGAUGUUCAGUGGGGCAGGAGGAGGAGGGAGGGAGAGGGAAGCAUCCUUGGUGGGGCCGAACCAAACCCAGGCAUCACCUCCACGAGCACGGGGGCAGAAACCUGGCACUGCCCUGGGCACAGCAGUGGGGCCAUCCCAGCCUGUGCCAGGCCCAGGCUGCUCUCAGCAGGACCAGGCUGGCGUUGGGUGAGUGGUAAAUCUGUAGUAAGGUGUGAGUAGGGCUGCGGGGUGCUCGUGGCUGCUGCUGUGCUCCCGUGAGCUCCGAUCCCUGCGCCUGGAAACCUCGGAUCUUCCUGCCUGGGAUUCCCUGCCUGCACCCAGGGUGCCACCACCACCACCACCUACCCCUUCCUGGGCUCUUGGGAAAGUAACUCUUUGUAGCCCUCGUUUUCCCGGGAGCUGGGAAAUGCUGUCGAAGCAGUGAGAGUUGUUAUUAUUACUAAUAUAACUUCCUCUGUCUAUAAAGUACAAUAGAAUAUAACAAUUAUAUUUAGAA
Molecule: messenger RNA, 3968 nt
Organism: Poecile atricapillus (Black-capped chickadee)
Lineage: Eukaryota; Metazoa; Chordata; Aves; Passeriformes; Paridae
Gene: GAS2L2
Product: growth arrest specific 2 like 2
Exons: 8
Coding region: 284-2572 (762 amino acids)
Biological process (GO): microtubule bundle formation; regulation of microtubule polymerization or depolymerization; actin crosslink formation
Cellular component (GO): actin filament; cytoplasm; microtubule plus-end
Molecular function (GO): cytoskeletal adaptor activity; actin filament binding; microtubule binding
Source: RefSeq, a predicted model, not a curated record